Messenger RNA from Capronia epimyces CBS 606.96, 2409 nucleotides. Its product is annotated as cysteinyl-tRNA synthetase. NCBI's taxonomy places the organism in Eukaryota, Fungi, Ascomycota, Eurotiomycetes, Chaetothyriales, Herpotrichiellaceae. Gene Ontology annotation, molecular function: cysteine-tRNA ligase activity; ATP binding. Gene Ontology annotation, cellular component: cytoplasm. The coding region runs from base 1 to 2409 and encodes 802 amino acids. Gene Ontology annotation, biological process: cysteinyl-tRNA aminoacylation. The record is from RefSeq and is a predicted model, not a curated record. The transcript has 2 exons.
AUGUCUCAACCGCCAUGGAUCAUGCCCACAGGCUCGACCCAUCAGCCUGAUUUGAAAAUCUACAAUUCUCUGACUCGGUCCAAAGUUCCCUUGAUUCCUAUAGAGGCCGAACACAUCAAAUGGUACUCCUGCGGACCGACCGUCUAUGACGACGCCCACCUAGGUCAUGCGCGCAACUAUGUUACGACAGACAUUAUUCGCCGCAUUCUGCGGGACUACUUCCAUUUCAAAGUCAGAUUUGUUAUGAAUAUCACCGAUGUUGACGACAAAAUCAUCCUGCGGGCCCGACAGCGCCAUCUCUACGAUGAGUACAAGAAGCAGCACAGAUACGUUGAUGAUCAAGUCCGUCAAGACGCGCGGCAAGCAUGGCACUACUACGUCCAGAAGAACCUCAAAAGAAUAGGCCCCAAAACGCUCCUCACUCCCGAGACUUUCGGCGUGAUCGAAGAGACCUACGGAGAUAUACUUGGAGGGGGAAGCUUGGAGCCGGGGACAAAACCAGGGGACGAGGAAGCAAAGAUCAAAAUGCACGUCAACACCGCUAGGACAAGUGCCAGAGCCUUACUACAAGACCCCAAGACUUUGACACCACACGAAUUUUACAAUCGCGUGAGCGAUCCCAUGUGUCUCGUGCUGGACGAGAGAUUUGGCAAGACCAUCCGCGGCGAUGACUACGACGUCUUCACGAAGCUCACCAAAGAAUACGAGAAUCGCUUCUUCGAGGACAUGCACGACCUCAACGUAUUGGACCCAGAUGACCUUGUCCGAGUCACGGAACACGGCAAAGAGAUUGCGGACUUUGUCAAGAAGAUUGUCGACAAAGGCUUGGCCUACCGAACCUCAGACGGCUCUGUCUACUUUGACAUAAAAGCGUUUGAGGCAGCCGGUUACCCCUACGCAAGGCUGGAACCGUGGAAUCGAAACAACGCAGAACUCCAAGCCGAUGGAGAAGGCGCCCUGUCACAAAAGGACGGAAGCGUCAAGAGAUCCGCUGCCGAUUUCGCGUUGUGGAAAGCUUCGAAACCUGGUGAACCCAGUUGGGAGAGCGAAUGGGGCGCCGGUCGGCCGGGCUGGCACAUUGAAUGCUCAGCAAUGGCUUCGGGGAGACUCGGCGAACAAAUGGAUAUCCAUUCUGGAGGCAUCGACCUGGCUUUCCCUCACCACGACAAUGAAUUGGCCCAAAGCGAAGCCUUCUGGGCCGAUGGCAGCCACCGACAGUGGGUGAACUAUUUCCUUCACAUGGGCCAUUUGUCGAUCCAAGGGUCGAAGAUGUCCAAAUCGCUCAAGAAUUUCACCACGAUUCGGGAAGCAUUACAUGUGAGGAAAGAGUGGACCGCUCGAAGCCUUCGGAUCGUCUUCUUGCUCGGGAACUGGAAAGAUGGCAUAGAAAUCACGGACGACAUGGUCACCGAAGGCAGAAAUUGGGAGGAUAGAGUGGACAACUUCUUUUUCAACGCCAUCGAGAACAUCAAAAACGCCAAAGCCACCAAUCAGCAAAAGCCUGCUCUCAAGAACGCCCUUGAAGAGGCAGAGGAGAAGGUUCGACUUGCACUGUUGGAUUCGUUCAAUACUCCGAUUGCCAUGAGCACGAUCUCCUCCUUGAUCAAUACCUACAACAGUGCCAGAAAAUCGGAUCUGACCCCGGAUGAUCACCGAGAUGUUGCCCUCUUUGUAACGCGGCUCGUGAACAUAUUUGGCCUCAACGGCUCAGAGCCAGCAGAUACAGAACAAGUGGGUUGGAAAGGUAUUGAUAUUCCCGAUGCGGCCAAAGAAUACGUCUUCCCGUUAGCCCGGAUGAGAGACGAGCUUCGACAGGCAGCAAUAGCGAAAUCGAUUACGCGCGAAAAGGUGCAGGAGAUCGUCUCCACGUCACCAGGGCUAGAAGAACCUCCUUCUAGUGGAAGGCCCCGGCCGUCAUUUGCCCGUGCCUUGAGUGACUUCAGCCGCGGGGCUCUGGAAGUUGCGUCGCCCGCCGAGACUAGCGAUCUCAACAAACAGAUCCUGGCGCUCUGCGAUCGAGUGCGCGAUGUGGAUCUAUGGCACCUCAACAUCUACCUCGAAGACCGAGAAAAUGCUCCGGCCUUGGUGCGACCGGUGACCGAGGGGCUCAGAGCCGCUCGACGAGAACGCGAAGAGAAGAUGCGGCAAAAGGAGGAAGCGAAGAAGAAGAGAGAGCAAGAAGCUCUAGAGAGGCUACAGAAGGCCAAACUCAGUCCGGCCGACAUGUUCCGGCCGCCGCACUCGACCGAAUUCUCGGCCUGGGAUGCCGAUGGGCUCCCGACCGCCACCAAGGACGGGUCUCCGCUGACGGCGUCGCGGGUCAAAAAGUUGAAAAAGGAAUGGGAAGCCCAAAGAAAGGCGCACGACAAGUAUCUGGCCACGGUACAGAAUGGAUCCGCUGCUCAGUAG